Molecule: messenger RNA, 675 nt
Organism: Erigeron canadensis
Lineage: Eukaryota; Viridiplantae; Streptophyta; Magnoliopsida; Asterales; Asteraceae
Exons: 1
Coding region: 1-675 (224 amino acids)
Cellular component (GO): nucleus
Molecular function (GO): transcription cis-regulatory region binding
Source: RefSeq, a predicted model, not a curated record
AUGGCUAGAUGCAACACAGAUAAAACAGCCCUUGAGUGUUGGUACCAAAUGGGGUACCUUAGAAAGUGUUAUCGUCAAGAGGUCCAACGUGCCCUUAACCCGGAACCCCAAAUGGAUCCUUUUGCAUGGGUUGAGACAUGGGUUCAUUUCCAUAGAAUGGAUUUUUUGGAAAAUGGUUAUUGGCUUUUUAAUUUUAAUGCUGACCCGGUUAAGCAAGAGAAAGAUGGUGGUGGAGGCGAGAACCAAGAAGUUUACUAUUCCGGGUUGCAGAGCAAAAAUCCGGGUCUGAUUUUGGACCUAGGAGUGGAUUUUGGGUCGGGUCAGGGUUCUGGGUCGGGCCAGUUUUUUGGGUCGGGUCAGGGUUUUGGGUCUGGGCAGGGUUUCAGGUCAAGUCAGCGUUUGGGAGGUGGGUAUAUUGAGGGAGGGUUUGGAUUUGGAAAAAUGGGAAGUGGGGCCUAUGGAGACAUGCACGUAAGUUAUGACGAUUCGUUGGAUGAGAUAGUGGCGCCUAUGGAGACGUGGGAUGAUGGUUUUGUGCCAAUUAAGAGGAUGAAGAUGGAGAAGACAACGGAGGUUGAAUCGUUGCAAAUGGAAGUCGAAAUGAAAGGAAAGGGAAUGAUUCUUGAAUCAAAUGAACGAAAUGGAGAUUUUUUUGGUGACGUUUGGAGAAGUUGA